AUGGAGGAGGACUUAUUCCAGCUCAGGCAGCUGCCGGUGGUGAAAUUUCGUCGCACAGGUGAGAGUGCAAGGUCAGAGGACGACACGGCUUCAGGAGAACAUGAGGUCCAGAUUGAAGGGGUCCGUGCGGGCUUAGAGGCUGUUGAGCUGGACGAUGGGGCAGCUGUGCCCAAGGAGUUUGCCAAUCCCACUGAUGAUACUUUCAUGGUGGAAGAUGCGGUGGAAGCCAUCGGGUUUGGAAAAUUUCAGUGGAAGCUGUCUGUUCUCACCGGCUUGGCAUGGAUGGCCGAUGCCAUGGAGAUGAUGAUCCUGAGCAUCCUGGCACCACAGCUGCAUUGCGAGUGGCGGCUCCCCAGCUGGCAAGUUGCAUUACUGACCUCGGUGGUCUUUGUAGGCAUGAUGUCCAGCUCCACGCUCUGGGGAAAUAUCUCAGACCAGUACGGCAGGAAAACAGGGCUGAAGAUCAGCGUGCUCUGGACUCUGUACUACGGCAUCCUCAGUGCUUUUGCACCCGUGUAUAGCUGGAUCCUGGUGCUCCGGGGCCUGGUGGGCUUUGGGAUCGGAGGGGUCCCCCAGUCGGUGACGCUGUACGCUGAGUUCCUUCCCAUGAAAGCCAGAGCUAAGUGUAUUCUGCUGAUUGAGAUCUUCUGGGCCAUCGGCACAGUGUUCGAGGUCAUCCUGGCUGUGUUCGUGAUGCCCAGCCUGGGCUGGCGUUGGCUGCUCAUCCUCUCUGCUGUCCCGCUGCUCCUCUUUGCCGUUCUGUGUUUCUGGUUGCCAGAGAGUGCAAGGUACGAUGUGCUGUCGGGGAACCAGGAAAAGGCAAUUGCCACUUUAAAGAGGAUAGCAACAGAAAACGGAGCCCCCAUGCCGCUGGGGAAACUCAUUAUCUCCAGACAGGAAGACCGAGGCAAAAUGAGGGACCUUUUCACACCCCACUUCAGAUGGACAACUUUGUUGCUGUGGUUUAUAUGGUUUUCCAAUGCAUUUUCUUACUAUGGAUUAGUUCUGCUCACCACAGAGCUCUUCCAGGCAGGGGAUGUCUGCAGCAUCUCCAGCCGGAAAAAGGCAGUAGAGGCAAAAUGCAGCCUGGCCUGUGAGUACCUGAGCGAGGAGGAUUACAUGGACCUGCUGUGGACCACCCUCUCUGAGUUCCCAGGUGUCCUUGUGACACUGUGGAUUAUUGACCGCCUGGGUCGCAAGAAGACCAUGGCCCUGUGCUUCAUCAUCUUCUCCUUCUGCAGCCUUCUGCUGUUCAUCUGUGUUGGAAGAAAUGUUCUCACUCUGUUACUCUUCAUUGCAAGAGCGUUUAUUUCUGGAGGCUUCCAAGCAGCCUAUGUUUACACACCUGAGGUCUAUCCCACGGCAACGCGGGCUCUGGGCCUGGGUACCUGCAGUGGCAUGGCAAGAGUGGGUGCUCUCAUCACUCCGUUCAUUGCCCAGGUGAUGCUGGAAUCCUCUGUGUACCUGACCCUGGCAGUUUACAGUGGCUGCUGCCUCCUGGCUGCCGUGGCCUCCUACUUUUUGCCCAUUGAGACCAAAGGCCGAGGACUGCAGGAGUCCAGCCACCGGGAGUGGGGCCAAGAGAUGGUCGGCCGAGGGAUGCAUGGCCCAGGCGUCACCAGAUCGAACUCUGGCUCUCAAGAAUAG
Cynocephalus volans (Philippine flying lemur) is the source of this 1647-nucleotide messenger RNA. It is a transcript of the gene SVOP, whose product is annotated as SV2 related protein. Gene Ontology annotation, cellular component: membrane. Bases 1 to 1647 code for a protein of 548 amino acids. The record is from RefSeq and is a predicted model, not a curated record. The transcript is spliced from 16 exons. Gene Ontology annotation, molecular function: transmembrane transporter activity. NCBI's taxonomy places the organism in Eukaryota, Metazoa, Chordata, Mammalia, Dermoptera, Cynocephalidae. Gene Ontology annotation, biological process: transmembrane transport.